This is a messenger RNA of Pipistrellus kuhlii (Kuhl's pipistrelle), 1065 nucleotides long. Its product is annotated as cyclin-Y-like protein 1. NCBI's taxonomy places the organism in Eukaryota, Metazoa, Chordata, Mammalia, Chiroptera, Vespertilionidae. The record is from RefSeq and is a predicted model, not a curated record. Gene Ontology annotation, biological process: regulation of protein kinase activity; regulation of canonical Wnt signaling pathway. The transcript is spliced from 8 exons. Gene Ontology annotation, molecular function: cyclin-dependent protein serine/threonine kinase activator activity. Gene Ontology annotation, cellular component: plasma membrane.
AUGGGGAACAACCUGGCCUGCUGCCCGAAGUCCAAUGCCAGCCCCAAGCUGGGCCAGCACUCUGGGUGGGUGCAUCGGGACGAUGAGUCUGGUGUCUGUGAGGCGGGCACCAGGAACUCAGUGGCAUCACCACCAGCCCCAACUGCCCUGGAACCUGCUGAGUUGAAUUUCCAAGCUGAGUUGGUUUUAGAGUUAAUCCCUUCGGACAUUCCAACGGCAAGCACAAUUUUCCUGAAGAAAUUUCAAAUGGAUGUGCGAGAAAAGAAGAAGAACUACUCAUACUAUCCUGACAUUAGCAAUAUAUUACCACAUAAAGAACAGCAAGAAAUAGUUCCAGAGGAAUACUUUAAUUAUAAUCCUGAUUCCGAAAGUAUUUACAGAUUUAUUCACCCUUUUUUCAGUGCCACAAAGCUAGCAGCUGAAUGGGCAAUAAUAGCUUUGAUUUACAUAGAACGACUUCUAAUUUAUGCUGAGAUCGACAUUUGCCCCACUAACUGGAAAAGAAUUAUUUUGGGAGCCAUUCUUCUUGCCUCCAAGUAUGUGCAGGACGAGGCUGUAAGCAAUGCAGACUUCUGCCAAAUCUUCGAGGGCAUUACAGUGAAGGACAUAAAUGAGUUGGAAAGGCAAUACCUAGGUCUACUGCGGUUUCGUCUUUAUGUUUCUGCCAGUGUCUAUGCCCAAUACUAUUUUGACCUUCGGUCUUUAGCAAGUAACCAUGGACUGCCUAUUGUACCUGCUCCUCUUUAAAAAGAAAGAGCACUGAACCUAGAGGCCAUUUCCAGAUAUUGUGAAAACAAAGACCUGUGCAGAGUAGCUAUAAAAGAAUCUAACAGCUGUGAUAAAUUUACUAAUAUGCAGCAUGCCAAUGCCAUUUUAUCUUAAACUAAAAAUGAGGGGUUUUGAUAUGAUGAACCCCUCAUCUACAAUAAUGGAGAAAUGUUACCGCUCCUGCUCAAAAACCAACAAAGCUAGUAUUUCUCACAAGGGAGAAGUGAGGGGUUGUAAUAUUAUAAGCCUUUUGUCUACAAGGUAAAGAACUUUAAAAAAAAUCACCAUCCUGCUCAA